Messenger RNA from Triticum aestivum (bread wheat), 821 nucleotides. RefSeq lists its product as uncharacterized. The record is from RefSeq and is a predicted model, not a curated record. Bases 192 to 821 code for a protein of 209 amino acids. NCBI's taxonomy places the organism in Eukaryota, Viridiplantae, Streptophyta, Magnoliopsida, Poales, Poaceae. The transcript has 3 exons.
CCUCCCUCUCUGAAGCGGCGACGACAGGCAAAGACAGCAGGCGGCGGACGCACCGGAGGCUCGCCGGCGAUGGCUGAGGUUAGGGAUCCGACGCGGCGGCGCACGUACUGCGGUCCUCUCUCAAAUCCCCCUCAUUUUCUCUCGGUCCUGCAGCCAUCCAACGCGGCGGCGCGCCGUCGGCGGCGGCGGCGAUGCACACGCAACCUAUGGCUUCCGGUGAUGAGGCCAGCAUGUUUUGGGGCCCCCCGACCGAGGACGGCCAUGCAGAUGCAUACAUGGAUGCUGAGUACCUAGAUCUUGUGUCUGGGGAUGUUCCAAUGGAGAUUCAAGACAUUAAGCAUUGUGGAAUUGAGGUCGAUAGCAAGAUAAAAUGUUUCCAUGGGGAUGAUCCAAUUAAAAAGGUUGCAUUUGAGGGUGUGGACACAGGAAGAAGAUUCAUCGCUUGUAAGAAUGCAAAACCUUGUAAAUUUCGAAUUUGGUAUGAGCCAGAGUGGCCUGCAACUUUGCAACGAGCUCUACAACAGUUGUGGGGCAUGGUUCAGACAAACCAGAAGAAAAAGGAGGAGUCCGAGGCCCUUGUCAACCAGAUGAUGUUGGAGAAAAUGACAUUUGCAGCUGCAAAUGCUUCUGUCACUCAGGAGAAGAAUGAGGUUGUACAGAAGAAGAUGCAACUAGAAUUAGAUGUGGCUGAUAUGAAGGAGAAGUACCAGAGGAAGAUGAAAAGAAUGAAAAGAGAGCUUCAGUGCAAGGAGAAGUGGCUACUGAUGUCAGUUAGCUGCAAUGUGAAUCCUGAGGAGGCAGCCAGCUUCUGUUCCAUCUAG